Molecule: messenger RNA, 651 nt
Organism: Adineta steineri
Lineage: Eukaryota; Metazoa; Rotifera; Eurotatoria; Adinetida; Adinetidae
Source: the annotation of a GenBank genome assembly
AUGGAUGCAGAUUUAGCAGAAAAACUUUAUCAACGCAUUCGUCGUAUUGAAUCCGUCGAAUCAUCAUCAGAAACAUCAUCAAUCAAUGGAAUUAUUGAAGAUAAUGAUCAAUUAAUCUCGUCAACAUGUUUUGAAUCUCAACGAUCUUCUAUAAGUAAUCCAUAUGAUGAAUUUUCUCGAAAACAAAUACAAAAUUUAAGACAAAUAUUUGAAAAAUAUGAUACAGAUAGAGAUAAAUCACUUGAUUUUAAUGAAUUAAAAUUCGUGAUGGAAAAAUUAGGUAUCCCACAAACUUAUUUAAAUUUGAAACAAAUGAUUAAACAAGUGGAUGAUGAUCAUGAUGGGAAAAUAUCUUUUCGAGAAUUUUUAUUAGUUUUUCGUAAAGCGAUUGCUAAAAAUAUUGACGCAGAUAAAGAAAAAUCAGUUCUUUUAUAUCAAUUCUAUUCGAUGCUUUUUGAAAUUGAUGUUGCAAAAGAAGGUGUUAGUGUUGCAAAGAAUUUUUUUGAAGCUAAAGUAGCUGCAAUUAAAGAUGGCGACAAAUUUCAACGAGAAAUUCGUGACGAACAAAAUCAACGACGUCGCUUAGAGGAAGAUAAAAUCCGUCGUAAAUUAGCAUUUCAAACUCGUCUUGCUCUAUUUCAAACAACAUGA